Molecule: messenger RNA, 4215 nt
Organism: Seriola dumerili (greater amberjack)
Lineage: Eukaryota; Metazoa; Chordata; Actinopteri; Carangiformes; Carangidae
Gene: capn15
Product: calpain 15
Exons: 12
Coding region: 208-3660 (1150 amino acids)
Biological process (GO): proteolysis
Cellular component (GO): cytoplasm
Molecular function (GO): calcium-dependent cysteine-type endopeptidase activity
Source: RefSeq, a predicted model, not a curated record
GUGAAAAUAAACUACACAUAUACAUGUUUGUCACACGCAACCGCGGCGAAGAGCGCGUAGCUAAAGCCUGGAGAGGUUACGGUAGCUAAAGUACAACCCGGGAAGAACUUAUCGUCUCGAUGGCUGUGAAAAGUUAACGCUCAGACGACUGAAAAACAGGAAUAAUUCCCUUCUACCGACUUGAGCCACUCUCACUCUCCUGGCUCCAUGGCAGCAGCAGUGCGAGGCAGUGAGUGGUCAUGUGGACGCUGCACCUUCUUAAAUGCCGGCGCAGCACCUCGCUGUUCCAUUUGUGAGGCACCACGCCAGAAACCUGACCUUAACCAGAUCUUGCGGCUGAGCAGCACCGAGGAGCAUCGCUGGGCCUGUCCUCGCUGUACCCUCAACAAUCCCCAGGGAUCUGGAGCCUGCUCUGUCUGCGGCUUUGGGCCAUCUCCUGCCACUCACACGCCUCCUACCACCACCAUAGCCGCCACUGCCAACGGCCUCCCGUCUGCUCCGACUGAACCUCCGACGCCCACCCUCACGCCCACAGUUCUGCUUGAGCCCCAUGGACAGCAUCCAGCUAAGGAGGAAGUGCUGCGACGGUCUGAGAGCAAUGGAGAGGUGAGCAGCCUGGAGGGGCAGCACUCGGGCUGGGCUUGCCCUCGCUGCACACUCCACAACACACCCGUGGCUCUGUCAUGCUCUGCCUGUGGUGGGCCCAGGAAACUGUCUUUGCCUAAAAUCCCCCCUGAAGCACUGGUGGUGCCUGAGGUACGCACACCUGUGCUAGGAUUUCCUGUCCACACAGCAGGGGCUGCCCCACUUCUCAUAGACCUAACAGAUGACUCUCCCCCAGCCCCUCCUUGCGAUCCUCAAGAACCUCCCCAUGUGUCCUCCCCCUUUACUUCUUUCUCCUCCCUCCAGAACAAUCCUGUGCCCCGCAGCAGGAGAGAGGUGCCCCCUCCAGGGCGCCCACCAAACGCAGGCACCAGCACUCCCAGUCCCACUUCACCCUCAGCGGCCAGUGUGCCACCCCAGCCAGGCCCACAGCGGCCAGCCAAGCCCAAACAUGCCCAGCCCCAGGAACCUUCAUACCCAAGCAAGCGCCUCAGUAUCUUGGAGGAAGAAGACCCUCAGCACCACCCACUGACCCCUCACCUCCCGGUUGCUUCCCCAGCCGCCCCCACCUGGAAGUGCCCUAGCUGCUCAUUGCCCAACCCAGGUAGCUCAUCUAAGUGCGAGGCCUGCCGAUCAUCGCGGGCUGGUGCUGACCUCAUUGACCUUGUAGGCUGUGAGACGGUACGAUUUACCCCGGCCAGCCCCUCCAGCCCGGACUUUAGCACCUGGGCCUGCUCCAAGUGCACCCUGCGCAAUCCUACUGGUGCACCCAAGUGCUCAGCCUGUGGUUCUUCCAAGCUUCAUGGCUUUCAGGAGCAGCAGCCGCCCCUGCCCCGCUGCUGUACACACUGUGGCCUCCCAUCAGGGUCUGGUACUGCAUCAUGCUCCUGUACACCUUCUUCUUCUUCAUCCUCCUCGGGUCAUAAAACACGGAAACAGAUCCGGAGCUUCCCUUCGUCCUCCUCUGCUAUCGCUGCUUCCAACUCCUCUUCGUCCUCCACCUCAGCGAGCCUUCAAGAGAAGGUGGGACAGUGGAGCUGCCCUGCAUGUACUCUGCUCAAUGACAUCAAGGCCAAGAACUGUGCAGCGUGCCACACGCCCCAGCAGUACCUCACCCUUCGCAAAGUGGUGAAGCCUCUGAAGAGGAGGGAGAGCAUGCAUGUAGAGGCCCGUCGACGAAAUGACGAGGGCGAGGCCAAGGAGCUGUGGGAGAACAUCGUCAGCUUCUGCAGAGAGAACGCUGUGAACUUUGUGGAUGACAGUUUCCCCCCGGGACCUCGCUCCGUGGGAUUCCCAGAGGGCGACAGCGUCCAGCAGCGAAUCAAAAAGUGGCUGCGCCCCCACGAGAUCAACUGCAGCAACUUCAAAGACCGAGGCGUCAAGUGGUCCGUCUUCCGCACGCCACGGCCCUCCGACAUCCUGCAAGGCCUGCUCGGAAACUGCUGGUUCCUGAGCGCGCUGGCGGUGCUGGCGGAACGUCCAGAGCUGGUGGAGAGGGUGAUGAUCACCAGGACCAUCUGCCCAGAGGGGGCCUACCAAGUUCGGUUGUGUAAAGACGGGACGUGGACGACUGUGCUGGUGGACGACAUGCUGCCCUGCGAUGAUUAUGGCUACCUCCUCUUCUCCCAGGCCCAAAGGAAGCAGUUAUGGGUGGCGCUGAUUGAGAAGGCCCUGGCCAAACUCCAUGGCUCCUACUUUGCCCUGCAGGCAGGGCGCGCCAUCGAGGGUCUGGCCACGCUGACGGGGGCUCCCUGUGACUCACUCAUGCUCCAGGUCAGCUCCACCAACCCCCGGGAGGAACCUAUCGAUACAGACCUCAUCUGGGCCAAGAUGCUCAGCUCCAAAGAGGCCGGGUUUCUGAUGGGUGCAUCUUGCGGAGGAGGCAACAUGAAGGUAGACGAUGUUGUCUAUGAGUCUCUGGGUCUAAGGCCUCGACAUGCGUAUUCCAUCUUGGACGUACGAGAUGUCCAGGGUUACAGGUUGCUGCGGCUGCGUAACCCGUGGGGUCGCUUCUCGUGGAACGGCAGCUGGUCGGAUGAAUGGACAGACUGGCCACAGCACCUGCGGCAUGAGCUCAUGGCUCAUGGCAGCAGUGAGGGCGUCUUCUGGAUGGAAUACACCGACUUCAUAAAGUACUUUGACUCGGUGGACAUCUGUAAGAUCCACUCAGACUGGCAGGAGGUGAGGCUGCAGGGCUGCUUCCCCAGCAAAGCCAGCGGGCCGGUCACUGUCACAGCCCUCACUGUGCUGGAGAGGACGGCACUGGAGUUUGCUCUCUUCCAGGAGGGAAGCAGGCGUUCAGACACAGCCGACAGCCACUUGCUGGACCUGUGCAUCAUGGUGUUUCGCGCCUCCUUCGGCAGCGGCAACAAGCUGACCCUGGGCCGCCUGUUGGCCCACAGCAAGCGAGCGGUGAAGAAGUUUGUCGGCUGCGAUGUGAUGCUGGAGCCGGGGGAGUACGCUGUUGUCUGCUGCGCCUUCAACCACUGGCAGAUGAAUGUCAGUGCGACGGGAGGUCCAGCAACACCCAUCUCCAGCCCUACCAGUGGAGCAGCACGGCGGCCCAGCCAGGACUUCCCCGGCUACAUCCUCGCCAUCUAUAGCUCCAGACAGGUGAUGGUGGAGCAGGUGGAGGCGACCGCCACCACGCUGGCCGAUGCCAUCAUACUCCUCACGGAAAACAAAGGGGAAAGACACGAGGGCCGUGAAGGCAUGACGUGCUACUACCUGACCCACGGCUGGGCGGGGCUCAUCGUGGUGGUGGAGAACCGCCACCCCAAAUACUACCUCCACGUCUCCUGCGACUGCACUGACAGCUUCAACGUGGUGUCCACACGCGGCAGCCUCAAGACCAUCGACAGCGUACCGCCUUUGCACAGGCAGGUGCUGGUUGUGCUUUCACAGCUGGAAGGAAACGCUGGCUUCUCCAUCACACACCGCCUGGCUCAUCGCAAGGCAGCCCAGGCCUCUUUGGGAGACUGGACCCCCACUAAAGCCACCCACAGCCCGCAGCUCACCCCGGACAUUGAUGGCCUGCACCGGCCCAGGCCACUAUGACCACCGCCCACUCUGCCCUGUACAUACACAGACUCUAAUCCAAUGAACUGUCAGACCACUGGAAAACCAGGCCAGGGUGGUCGAGUGGUGUGUGCAGCCCAAAAACACGGAGAGAGAUGUGUAUUUGUGUAUUUUUGGAUGAACACACACCUGAAUGUAAAGCAUGAAUGGGCAGCAUUUAUGUGCUCUCCUCCUAAUGCUCCUUAAAUGCUAAAGUUUUCAUCCGGCCCUCACGAGCUCUGUCCCUUGCCAAGUGGAUGUGCCAUGUCAGGAUGAAAUGAGGGAAGCAGGCCACAUAGAGUGACCAAGACGUACUCACAAAACGAUGAUUCACCCGGGCAUCUAACAGGAUCCACUUCAGGCUACUUUAAAUUCUGGAGGUUUUUUUUUUUUGUACAAGCGCUGUAUGUGGAACAGAUGUCAGCCCUCGGUUUCAUAUGCUCGGAGAUGACCCUGCUUUCACUGAGCUUCACAAAAGCCAGGGUGGAGUGCUGUAACUACUGAGCCAUUUGUGGGCCCACAACCUAUGAGCCAAUCACCUGCAACGAUCAGACA